AUGGGCGACGCAACCGACAAACCGACUAGUGGCCAGAACGCCGACUCCGCGACUGCGAGACCCAAGCGUGGUGCUUCAAAGGAGUCUCCCGCUCCCGUCGUAAACGUAAACGACGCAAACGACCAACCCGAAGCCGUUGUCAAGACGGAAGAUCGUGACUCGGUAGAAGGCGAUCAUGGGCCAAAAAGGCGCAAAACCAGUGCGACGGGCUCGGAAACAGAUGACAAGAAAGACACCAAGGCUACUAAACGAAAACCGCACUCGAAAUCCCGUCGAGGAUGCGCUACCUGCAAGAAACGAAGAGUAAAGUGCGACGAAAAGCACCCUGUGUGUCGAAACUGUGAACACUUGGGACUGGAAUGUUCGUACAAACGGCCAUUGCCUAGUUACGCUCAGGGAUCCGGUAAUACCACCCCGACCUUUGCCCCUAUUAAUCCACACACUGUUCUGCCUGCCCCAGCCAACACAGGAGAUGGAGUACGUGGAGCACCAAACAUGGUAGACCUCAAGCUGCUGCACAACUACAUGACGGUGGCAUGGAAGACAAUCACCGCCGCCGGUAUCUCCAACGAGGAGAUCUGGGGCGUAGAUGUGCCCGCUCUGGCCUUCCAAUUCCCGUUUCUGAUGCACUCCAUUCUGGUCUUCUCAGCCUCUCAUCUCUCCUGCACUCAACAGCAGAACAUGUACACACGUGACAUUGCGUACCAUAGAGGAGAGGCCCUCGGUCAGCUACGAGAAGCAGUCCGCCAUGUCACUCCGGAGAACACAGAUGCCCUUGUGGCAGGCUGCAUUCUGCUAGGAAUGGACGGUUUGGCUAACGCUGCACCAAUUGUUCAGGCCUCCGAAGAUGCAUCCACGCUGCCCCCCACGGCUUGGAUUCACCAUGUUCGAGGGGCCGCAUCCAUUCUUUCCACUGUCUGGCCUCUUCCACCACACUCUCGAUUCUACCGAUUGAUCGGACAGGAACUUAUCGACUUAGGAUCCCACAUCAUGAACACCCGUACUGCCCACAAGUUUGUGCACGGUGGUCUGAAGUGUUUCGACGACGAUCUGGCUGAUUUAUACCCCGUGGACCCCAGCUCUGUAUACUUCCCUACUUUGGCCUUUAUCGAUCUUCUGUUUCACCAGCGGUACCGAGCGGAUUUUAUUUUGCGAGUUUUUGCCUUCCCCGCACUGCUAGAUAACCAGAUCAUUGCCCUGCUGUUCCAGGGUGAUGAGAUGGCCCGAAGAAUCAUUCGUGUCUACUACAAGCUCAUGAAGAGUUACACGUCGGAAAUGAAGGAGACUGUGUGGUUCCUGGAAGGUGUCAGUCGAAUUCUGCCGGCAGACAUGGAGGCUCUUGGUCCUGUUGGUCUUUCGUGGAUCGGUGUGGACCCCGAGUCUGCUCGAAUGAUGCUGGAAAAUCUCCAACGAAAGAAGGAAGCAAUGGAGGCCAACUCCGCGGGCUCUAGCACGGCUGCAUCUCCUCAGAUGGGAAAUGCUUCUACGCCUGGUGCACCUCAGACUCCUGGCUCGCCAUCCAAACUGGAGGGAAUGGCUUCCAUGGCUAAUCUGUUGGGUGCAGGGGCUGCAGGUGGAGUGUCUUCGUUAGCCAACCUCGCUGAGAUGGCCAACAUGAACCUGCCGGCUGAAAUCUCCAACUUCCUGAACAAUCCCCGCAUGUCGGGAGGUGGAGCUGGGGGCGACAUUGCGUCGUUAUUGUCCAACCCUCGCAAUCUUCAUCUCUUUAAUGAGGGCCAACAAGGCCAGAUCCAGCAGAUGCAUGAACUUUUGGGCAAUCUCCAGGGUCUACAGAACAUUCCUGGACUCCAAAACCUCAAUCUGCAAAAUCUCGCCAGCAGCAUGCCCCAGAUUCAGUCCCUCAUGUCUCUGAUUCCCGGUGGAAUUGGAGGCUUGGCUGGUAUUAUGGGCGGCCUUGGAGGAGGUCAACCAUCGCCAUCUGACGGCCAGCAGCAACCACAAUCCUCACAGCAACAACCAUCACAGCAACAAUCCGGUCCUUCUUCGGUCAACCCCAGUCAUCCCCCCUCUCCUAACAGCGGUCUGUAA
Messenger RNA from Yarrowia lipolytica CLIB122, 2049 nucleotides. RefSeq lists its product as uncharacterized. Gene Ontology annotation, molecular function: zinc ion binding; DNA-binding transcription activator activity, RNA polymerase II-specific. NCBI's taxonomy places the organism in Eukaryota, Fungi, Ascomycota, Dipodascomycetes, Dipodascales. The record is from RefSeq and is a predicted model, not a curated record. Gene Ontology annotation, biological process: regulation of transcription by RNA polymerase II.